UUAUCUUUAACUUAACCCCUUCCUCGAUUUUAAAGCAGUGUUGUCAAUGUUAUUACCGUUGCCGGUACUUCGGCGCGUAACGUUCGGAUUAUACAUUAACGCGCGAUGUAUCGCGAUAAAUAUAUUUUUCAUUGUAAAAAGGAUAGAUGAGUUGUCGUGUUGAUAAAUAACAAUAAAUCUUCAACGACGUGCCAUCAGUAAAGUAGAAAUUAUACGAUAUGAGUGAGGGCUGUUCGAAAUGAUGAGACGAAAUGUUAUAAGUCUCCUCAAGUUCUUCACAUUGGCGGCAUUUACCGUGUUUCUCACUGUUAUUAUUUUUCGUUAUAUAAGACGAUCGCAUAAUCGAGAAUUAACGACAGAACAACUUCCAUCGUUCCUAUUGAUUGAAAAUGGUGGAAAAUUUCCGAGAGAUUUGGCACGACGUUUUAACGAACAGAAUGAGGAUGAGAAAAUCGAUUGGCACGAUUACAAACAGAUAGAAGAAGAUGGUAAAAGAAGUGGAACAGGAGAACAGGGAAAACCAGCAUUUUUAUCUCCUUCUCUCGACAAGCUGAAAGAAAAAUUGUAUAAAACCAACGGUUUCAAUGCAGCUUUGAGCGAUGAAAUUUCUUUGAAUCGUUCAGUUCCUGAUAUUAGGCAUCACGAGUGUAAGAAAAAGAAAUAUUUGAAGACAUUAGAUCCAGUCUCUGUCGUAAUAUCUUUUCAUAAUGAACACUUUAGUACUUUAAUGCGCACAUGUUGGAGUGUUAUCAAUCGUUCUCCACCUUCGCUUCUCAAUGAGAUUAUACUAGUCGACGAUGCCAGCACAAAAGUAGAAUUAAAAAGCAAGUUGAACGAUUAUAUAAAUAAACGUAUGCCAAAGGUAAAGAUAAUAAGAUUACCAAAACGAUCAGGAUUAAUAAGAGGCCGGUUGGCUGGUGCUAAAAUAGCAUUAUCCAAAAUUCUUGUCUUCCUAGAUUCACACAGCGAAACGAAUGUUAAUUGGCUACCACCGCUUUUAGAACCGAUAGUUCAAGAUUAUAAGACUUGUGUUUGUCCCUUUAUCGAUGUAAUAGCGUAUGAGACAUUUGAGUAUAGAGCUCAAGAUGAGGGUGCCAGAGGUGCUUUCGAUUGGGAAUUGUAUUACAAACGUCUACCACUUCUUUCGGAGGAUUUAAAACAUCCCGCAGAACCAUUUAAGAGUCCUGUCAUGGCUGGCGGUCUGUUUGCUAUAAGUACUAAAUUUUUUUGGGAACUAGGCGGUUACGAUUCUGGAUUAGAUAUAUGGGGAGGAGAACAAUACGAAUUGUCAUUUAAGAUAUGGCAGUGUGGUGGCCAAAUGUAUGAUGCACCUUGUUCGAGAGUAGGUCAUAUUUACAGGAAGUUUCCACCAUUUCCUAAUCCCGGCCGUGGUGACUUUUUAGGAAAAAAUUAUAAGAGAGUAGCGGAAGUGUGGAUGGAUGAAUAUGCAGAAUAUAUUUAUCGUAGACGGCCUCAUUUACGUUCAUUGGAUCCAGGCAAUUUAACGGAACAAAGAAAUCUUCGAAAGAAAUUACAUUGUAAACCAUUCAAGUGGUUUAUGGAUAAAGUAGCAUUCGAUCUUGUCGAAGUAUAUCCACCGAUAGAACCAGAUGACUUUGCUUCAGGAGAAAUUAGAAAUAUAGGAGCACCAGAGUUAUGUCUUGAUGCUAAAAAGAUGAAGAAAGACGAAGUUAUAACAGUAGAUAUUUGUAUAAAAGAUAAUCCUAAAUUAUCUGGUGAACAAGAAUUUAAAUUGACGUGGCAUAAAGACAUUAGACCAAAAGAUCGCACAGAUUGUUUAGACGUAUCUAGAUCGGAUAUAAAAGCUCCCGUAAGCUUAUAUCCUUGUCAUGGAAAACAGGGUAAUCAAUUAUGGCGAUAUGAUGUAGAAAAACAAUGGUUGAUGCACGGUUAUAUACCAAGAUGUUUAGACACAGAUCCAGGUAGUAAAAAGGUUUACGUAACUGCAUGCGAUCAGUCAUCUCCUACUCAAAAAUGGAGAAUAGAAAAUGUCAAUAUGAAAGCUAUUAAUAAUUGGGAAAACGUGGGACCAAAGCUCUGAUAAAUUUUUUCCUUCGUAUUGCCAUAAAAUGCCAUUAUUUUAUAUCACAUUGAGUUUAACUUUUAAGUGGUGCAAUUUUCGAUUUAAUGUAAAUAUUGGCAGAUACUGCUGUUUCCAACUAGUCAUUCUACGUUGAGAUUUGAUUAUCGUUAAUACUUUAAUCAAUUGACACAAAUUGUAGAUAUUAAAAAUGAAAAUUUGCUUUCGACGUGAAAAAUACGAUCUUAUAUGUAAUAUAAUUAAGAUAAAAAGAAAACUUCUUUAUAGAUUUUUUCUUUUUUUCUCGUUCUACGUAUACACGUUCAAUCAAUAUUAUCAAUAGGAACAUACUAUUUGCCGUGUGCCUUAAUUCUAACGGCUGCAUUUAAUAUUAAUAUGUAAUAAAAUAUUAGAAACGUCAUACAGUUAGAAUGGAUUUUCUAUUCGACUGAACAGUAUAAUGUUAAGUGAGUAGAUUGUACAAUAUGGUUGCCAUAGGAAGAGAUUUUGCGCUUUCUAUAAUUGUUAGAAGAAAAGACGAGGUGCUAACAAUAAUAUCAUAUUCUAUAUAUAUUUCUAAGAGGCAUUCUACAAUAUUAGAAAUAUAGAGGUGCUAUAAUAAAAAAUAACAAAUUUCUAUCACAUUUGUGCCGUAAAAAAUGAUGUGAACAACUUAUUUGUAAAAAAAAAAAGAAAAGAAAAUCCACGAAAUAUUUUAACAUAUGUAAGAUAUUAAUAUCAUAGAUAAGAUUUAUUAGAACAGAACAAACUACAGUUUAUUUUGCAUUGAUAUUUUCAGCGAGAUACUUAUCGAUAACGUUCAAAAUCAAUAGAUAACGAAAUAUUGUUUUAAAACACAUUUCAA
This is a messenger RNA of Polistes canadensis, 2906 nucleotides long. RefSeq names its product N-acetylgalactosaminyltransferase 6-like. Lineage: Eukaryota; Metazoa; Arthropoda; Insecta; Hymenoptera; Vespidae. The transcript is spliced from 2 exons. Gene Ontology annotation, cellular component: Golgi apparatus. The record is from RefSeq and is a predicted model, not a curated record. Bases 239 to 2062 code for a protein of 607 amino acids.